Molecule: messenger RNA, 11604 nt
Organism: Antechinus flavipes (yellow-footed antechinus)
Lineage: Eukaryota; Metazoa; Chordata; Mammalia; Dasyuromorphia; Dasyuridae
Product: zinc finger protein ZFP2-like
Exons: 7
Coding region: 276-2375 (699 amino acids)
Biological process (GO): regulation of transcription by RNA polymerase II
Molecular function (GO): RNA polymerase II cis-regulatory region sequence-specific DNA binding; DNA-binding transcription factor activity, RNA polymerase II-specific
Source: RefSeq, a predicted model, not a curated record
GCGAUGGGAAGUUCGUUUACAGCUCUGCAAGCCUCAGCUGUUCACAGUCGAGGCAUCUUCUGCUUUGGGCAGUUUUGUCCUCACCUGCUCUCCGUAUGUUAAUCGUCCCCGUCUCCACUAAUUUAGCGCAGCGCACAUAGGAACCGAGACUGCCCAAAGAAGGAGACCCUCCCGGCUUUACCCAGAAAUGUAUGAAGACAUUCAGCCUGAGUCUGAGGAAAACUGAUUGCUAAGAGUGCUGAUUUGAAGUCCAUCGUGGUAGUUCAAGUAGAAAGAUGCUGGCUCUGAGUAAGAUGACCGUUCCCUUGAAUCCCCCAAACUUGGAUGUUCAAGAACAAAACAGAGCCCUGAAAGUACAUACCACCAUAGGAAGAGAGAAAAAAUUUAAUUCAGAGGCUUCUCGCCAGAACUUCAGAUGUUUUCCAUACCCGGAGAAGGCUGGACCCCGUGAAGCUGUGAACCAGCUCUGGGAACUCUGCCUUCAGUGGCUGAGGCCAGAGCUUCAUUCCAAGGAACAGAUCCUGGAGCUGCUGGUGCUAGAGCAAUUCCUGACCAUCUUGCCUAGUGAGAUCCGGAUUUGGGUAAAGUCACAAUGUCCAGAGAAUAUUGAGGAAGUGGUCUGCUUGGUGGAAGAUUUGACCCAAACCCUUGAGGAGGAAGUUUCAUGUUCCUCUGAUUCUUCUCUUCUUCAAGAAGAAAGCACAGAAAAGGAAGAAAUGUUCCCAGUAACCAAAUUUCUGGAAUCAGUGACUUUCAAGGAUGUGGCUCCUGACUUCACUUGGGAAGAGUGGAAGCAACUGGAACCUGUUCAGCAGGACCUCUGCAGAGAUGUGUUGUUGGAGAACUAUAGGAACUUAGUUUUUCUUGGGCUUUCAACUUCCAAAUCAAAAGUGACCUCCCAGAUAGAACAUAUGGAAGUGCCAUGGAUGCUGGAGAGUGAGGCUCCAAGAGACAUCAGUCUAUGUUUCCAAAACUCUGUGGAACAAGUAGUAAAAAAACUUACAUUCUUUAUUGUAUUGGGAAUGUACCAUGAAACUGAUUUUUUUACAAGACUUGUAUUCAAAUCCCAACUCCAUUCCUUAAAAGCUGUAAAAAAACAACUUUUCCCCCCCCGUCCAGAUUGGGACCCUAGACCUUCUGAAGCUAAGGAGUUAUUUCCAAAGUGGAAAACUUCUGUAGAAGAUUCCUCUCAGGAGACCACAAUAAAAGGGCAUAAUUCCUGGAGCUUUGAACUAGUAGAAGCCUUUAAAUGUUGUGACAUGUUGUUGUGGCAGCAAGGCCAACAGGGAAAUCAUUUGAAGCUAGGAACAGUCACUCAUGAGGAAAAUCCACAUAAGGUUAGAGGUUUCAAAAACAGUGAAUUUGGAAGAAGCUUUAAUCUGAGCUCAAUGCUAAUUACACAACAGAAAAUUCCUUUAGUAAAUAAUUUCUCUAAAUAUGAUAUACAUGAUAAGAGAUUCAAAGAUAAUUCAGAGCUAUCUGAAUGCCCAAAAAUUUAUGCGGAAGAGGAAUCUUCAAAGUAUAAAGGAUUUGGGAGAGUUUUCGGUCAGGAUUUACAACUUAAUCUCCAUCGUAUCCAUCAUUCUGGAGAAAAAUCCUAUAAAUGUAAUGAAUGUGGGAAAGCCUUCACCAAAUGGGCAAACCUUACUAGACAUCAAAGAAUUCAUUCUGGAGAAAAACCCUUUAAGUGCAAUGAAUGUGGAAAAGCCUUUACUCAGAGGGCACAACUUACUCAACAUCAACUUACUCAUAGUGGAGAGAAACCAUUUAAGUGUUAUGAAUGUGGAAAAGCCUUUACCCAGAGGGCCCAUGUAACUCAACAUCAGCUUACCCAUAGUGGAGAAAGACCUUAUAAAUGUAAUGAAUGUGGAAAAGCCUUCACCAAUCGAGGAAUACUUACUGAUCAUCAAAGAAUUCAUUCUGGAGAGAAACCCUAUAAAUGCAGUGAAUGUGGGAAGGCUUUUACCAAGAGGGGAAUACUUACUCAACAUCAGAGGAUUCAUUCUGGAGAAAAACCCUAUAAAUGUAAAGAAUGUGGGAAAGGCUUCAACCGGAGUACACACCUUAGUCUACAUCAACACACUCAUAAUCAAGAGAAACCAUUUAAGUGUAAUGAAUGUGGGAAAGCUUACAGCCAGAUUUCGCAGCUAAAUACUCAUCAAAAAGUUCAUUCUGCAGAGAAACCUUAUAAAUGUAAUGAAUGUGGGAAAGCCUACUGUCAGAUAUCACAGUUUAAAAUUCAUCAAAGAAUUCAUUCUGGAGAAAAACCCUAUAAAUGUAAUGAAUGUGGAAAAGGUUUUAGCCGGAAGACACACCUUACACGACAUCAGAGGAUUCAUACUGGACAGAAAAACCUGACUAUAGUAGGGACUUAAUGAAUGUUUGUUGAAUUGAAUUGAAGUGUUUGGUUGAAUUUUAAAUAGGCUAUGUCUAAUAAUAUUGCAAUAAUUUAAAAGACUAGCUACCCUUUAGAGAAGAAUAUAUUAGUCUUGCAUGCUUGGUGAAGUUAUGCUGAACUUUUCAUCAUCUCUACUUCCCUAUUCUUUGUUUUUAUUAAUUUGAGAAACAUACUUUUUCAAAUACAAAGAAAAAAAGAUUGUACAAUACUGCAAAUCAAGUGUAUAUUAAAUUAAACAUUGUUUAACAUAACCCUGUGUGUCAUGUGUUCUUUUCUGAACUUUCUUUUAUGCAUGUUUUUCUGACAUUUUCUUGAUAUGCUUCUCUCUGUCUUUCUCGUUAUUUCUCUCCUCGCAUCAUCACUUCCACAUGCUUUAACUCACCCAUCCUAAAUAAAAGUUUUCCCUUAUAAAAGUAAAAAGAAGUAAAAUAAAUCCACAUUUUGUUGUUUAUAUUUGUUUGUUGUUUAUAUUUCAAAAUGUUUGUCUUACUUGGUAUCUCUAUUUAUCACUUUGUUGCCAAGGUGACAUUUCACUCAACUCUUCAUAUCUUCCCAGGUUUCUCUGAAUCUUUACCUUUUGUUAAUUAUGACAUCUCAAUAAUGUUGUUACAUUCCAUAUGCAUUUUUCAGUUCCUUAAUUUCCUGACCUAUAGUAAAGAGUGUUGCCGUAAAUAUUUUUAUGUAUAAGUCAUUUCCAAUGUUGAUCUCUUUGGGGUAUGUGUGUAGUAGAGGUGUUAUUGAUCAAAAUGUAAUGACUUCUCAGGCAAAGCUCCAAAUUGCUUUCUAAGUCAAACUAAUUCCCAGCUCCACCAAGAGUAGAUUAAAGUGCCUCUUUUCCUUUAGCUCCUUUUACAAUUGUCGUUUCUUUUUUUGAUCAUCUUUGCCAAAUUAGUGGCUCUAAAGUAGAACCUCAAAGUUGUUUUAAUUUUCAUUUUUCUUGUUAUAUUUACUAGUUUAGAUUUAAUUUUUUUUAUAUUGUGAUUGAUAGCCUUUUUUUUUUUUUUUGAGAACCACCUGUUCUUAGGUUGCUCAUUUUUUUUUUUUUGAGAAUGACUCUUGUUCUUAUAUAUUUAUUACAAUUUCUUAUAUCUAUGUAAUAGCAUAUCUUUAUGAGAAAAAUAUCCUCCAAAUAUUCCCCCAUUCAGUCAUUUCCUUUCUAAUUCUAAUUGGGUUGAUUUUAUUUUUGAGGAGAGUUUUCAAAUGUAUAUAUCAGAAUUAGGUAUUUUCUUCCUUGUAGUUUCUAUCAUUUUAGCCAAGAACUCUUAUUGUGAAAAUUAUAUCUUUUCCAAUUUUUAAUUAAAUAAUAAUUUCUGAGGGCAGAUGGGUAGUGCAGUAAAUAGGGACUUAGAGUCAGGAAGAGUCAUUUUUAUUAACUUUUGAGUUCAAAUGUGGGCUCAGAAGUUUCCUAGCUUUGUGAUCCCGGGCAAGUCAGUUAACCCUGUUUGCCUCACAUUCCUCAUCUGUAAAAUGAGCUGGAGAAGGAAAUGGCAAUCCAGUCUAGUAUCUUUGUCAAGAAAACCCCAAGUAACAUUGUAAAGUUGGACAUAACUGAAAAUCACUCAACCACAACAUCUAAUUUCUGCCAGACUACUUUUUAGUUUUCCCAGCAACUUUUGUCAUCUAGGGAAACAUUUAAUUUAUUAGUUGAUGACCUUCAGUUUUUUAAGCACUAUGAUAUUAUAAUAUUUAAUUGCUUUUAGAUUUUAUAUACCUAAUAUCUUCUAUUGGUCAUUUUAUUUACUUAUAUUAGUAUCAACUAGUAUUGAUGAUUGCUGUUUUAUAGUAUCUGUUCAGGUUUGAUACUGUUGACCAGCUUCCCACAUUAUGCGUUAUUUCCCUUGAAAGCCUUGAUUUUUUGUUCCAUUAGAUGAUUUUGUUUUUCUUUUUUGGUAGUUUUUGUUGAGAUAUUUGUAGUCAUAUUCAUGUAAUUCUUGUGCAUGUUGAUAGGUGGACUCAAGAUAUUUGAAAAUUCCAUAGUUAUUUUAAAUGGAAUCUCUUUUUCUAUCUGUACAAGGUUUUAUUAGUAGUCUGUCAGAGUGCAGAUGAUUUGUGGAUUUACUUUAUGUCCUGUUCUUUUACUGGAUUGUUUUAUUUAUUAAUUUUUAGUUGAACUUCUAAGGGUUCUCUAAAUAAACCACCAUAUCAUCUUCAAAUAACAAUUUUUUAUCCUCUUUUUUUUGUGCUUCUUCCCUCAAUUUCUUUAAUUUUGUCUUAAUGUAAUCACUCACACCCCUAGAACUAUACCAAAUUAUAGUGGUAACAAUGGACAUCCUUGUUUUAUCCUCUAGGAGGCUUCUAACAUUUUUUCAUUAUUAUGCUAAUUCUUGGUUUUAAAUAUUUGGCAAAUUUAAAGAAAGGUUCAUCUCUUUUUAAUGUUUUUUUUUUUUUAAAGGGGUAUUGUAUUUUGUUAAAAUUUUUUCUAUAUCUAUUGAUUUAAUAGUGACAAAUUAUUUUUGUUGUUAAUAUGAUCUGUUCAUAAUUUUUCUAAUAUUGAGCCAAACCUACAUUCCUGGCAUAAAUCCAACUUGAUCACAAUAUAUAUUCUUUUAAAAUGUAUUACUAUAGUCUAUUUGCUAAUAUUUUAUUGUACAUUAUUUGUAUUGAAAUUCACUAGAGACUUUGGCUUGUAGUUUUCUAUUAUUAGCUUUAACUUUCCCUGGUUUAGGUGUCAAUGAAUAUUUGUUACAUAGAAGGAGUUUAUUAGGAUCCCUUCUUAAGUUUUACAGGCAACUUUUGUAAUAACUGUCUUUUGAAUCCUGACGUUUUUUAUUAUAGGAGUUUAUGUCUUACUCAAAUUUACUGAUUAGACUACUUAAGUUUCCCAUUUAUUUUUCUGUUAACCUGUUUCAUAUUUUUAUGCACAAUUAAUUGUUUCACUUGUCAAAUUUUUUUUUACUUAUAACUGAGCAAAGUAGUUUCUGAUAGUUUGUUUUAAUACUCUUUCACUGGUCAUAAAUUCUUUUGUUUCACUUUUUUUGACAAUUUGAUUUUCCUUUUAAACAAUUGAAUUAGAUGAUGUUUGGUGUAUCUUAUUAGUUAAAACAUAAACCUAGCUCCUAGUUCUUUUUCUAAAGGAUGCUCUUGAGAUCAUAAGACAUUGUGCCACAGUGGGCACAAAUACCUUUUAUCCCCAGGCUAUGAUGCAGACUUCUCAAGAUCUGAACAUGGGAAGACAGGGUCCCUUUUGGCAAGGGACUUCCAGAGGGACUCGUCAGUGGGUAAAGUAGGGCAUUUGAAAGCUCAAUGUUAGCAUAAAGACUGAGUGAGAAAACAGUGGGAGAACAAGACCCAAAACCCUAUGUUCAAAAUGCAACAGAGGCUUCCAUUGGGCAUCAGAAUUUAGAUUGACUCAGGGAAAUGGGAAGCAAGGCUUGGCUCCAAGGUUGCAGGCAAAAAACACUUGGAGCAUGAUGGCAGCCAAUGUUAUACCCAGAGAGUCCUUAGAAGUUCAGUACUCAAACAUGACCAAUCAGCCAAGAAGCAAUCUGAUGGGGGAAAGGGAUUACAGUUGGGGAGAAUAGAGUUGUAUGCAGCUGGGAUUACUGAGAUAUCCCCUGGAGAGGUGAAAUCUGUCCCUGUCUGACCUAUAGAUCAUUUACCUCCAGGCAUAGUAAGCUUGACCAUUUCAUCUCCUGAGAAUGCUUACAAAACAGUGUCCAUUCAUAUACUGAUUUGGGAAACUAGGGAAUGUGUAGAUUGUGAUGACCGCGUAUUUAAUCAGCCAGAGUCAGGAAUUGAGGUUAAGGGGAAAAUCUUCAAUCUUUAUUCUCAGUAGAGGUGAGGGGGGGAUUGUGAUAGCAAUAUGGGCAAGAAGGAUUGCGAUAGCAAUAUGAACAGGAAGGAUUAUAAUAGCAAUAUGGGCAGCUGCGACAGUAAGCCAGCUAGCAGAGGGAGAUUGGAGCUGAAGGGCCAUCGCAAUGCCAACAUGAGCAGCUGUGUCAAGACACCAGCCAGCAGUCUCUCCUUCUGCUUCCCUUUCCUCUCCCUUGCCAACACCCACCAAAAAACGUCAUUUCCUAUACAACACCUCAGGACUUGCACAAAGAGUGGGCGGGGGCCAUUCUUUCUCCAAGCAUACAUAAAUAGAGUAUGGUCCAAUUAUUAUUUAGCCUCAUGUGCUUGGGACCUCAGUACAUCAACUCAAGCCUCAGCCCAUUACAGUAGAUAAUGUACUAAUCAUUAAUACAGGUGUGACUUAUCACCCAGGAAAAGUAGUAGCAUCAGGUUCACUGAUACAGAUGCCUAAUAAGCAAUCUGGUGAUAGUUUCCCAGAUUAGAGGUGUCAAUUGGUCCAGUUAUUGGCCAAAGAUUGAGGCAGACACCUACAUGUCUGACAUGGGAGGAUCAAUAGCAGCUGAAAUUAGUGCUACCCCUUUGAGAUGGACAUUUGAAGGUGAAAUAGUUUUCACUCCUUUUAUAGUUGAAAAAAUGCCCAUUAAUCUAUGGGAAAGAGACAUUUUACAACAGUUAGGAUUACCAUUGAGUACUUUGGCCAAGCCAAUCUGGAAAAUGGAGGAUGUUGACUGAUUUAAGAAAAGUAAGUGAACAGAUGGAAACUAUGGGAACUCUUCAGCUGGACUUCUGUCUCCUACUCAAUUGCCUAGAUAAUGGCCUCUUUGGGUUAUAGACUUUAAGAAUUGUUUCUAUUCUAUCCCUCUGGAUAAGGAGGAUAUGAAAAGAUAUGCCUUUUCAGUGCCCAGCAUUAACUUAACUGAACCUUAUAAAAGAUAUGAAUGGACAGUUUUGCCACAGCGAAUGAAAAAUAGCCAUACUGUGUGCCAAAUGUAUAUGGCUACUGCUCUUACUCCAGUAAGAAAAGCAUUUCAAAAAGUUAUGUUGUUACAUUACAUGGAUGAUAUUUUAGGGUGUGUACCUAAGGAGCAAAUGUUAGAAGUAUGUCUAUAAAAGACCAUAAGAACACUAAGGAACCACAAAUUGCAUAUAGCUCCAGAAAAAAUUCGAAGACAUGCUCCUUUUCAAUAUUUAGGAUAUGAAGUAUAUCCUAAGGUGCUUACAGUACAAAAGCUUUCUUUAAGAACAAAAAAGUUUUGGUUUUUUUUAAAUAACUUUUUAUUAACAGAACCCAUGCCAGGGUAAUUUUUUGCAACAUUAUCCCUUGCACUCACUUCUUGCACUCACUUCUGUUCCAAUCCCCCCCCCCUCCACCCCCUCCUCCAGAUGGCAAGCAGUCCUAUACAUGUUAAAUAGGUUACAGUAUAUCCUAGAUACAAUAUAUGUGUGCAGAACCGAACAGUUCUCUUGUUGCACAGGGAGAAUUGGAUUCAGAAGAUAUAAAUAACCCGGGAAGAAAAACAAAAAUGCAAGAGUUUAUAUUCAUUUCCCAGUGUCCUUUCUUUAGGUGUAGCUCCUUCUGUCCAUCCUUGAUCAAUUGAAACUGAGUUAGAUCUCUUUAUCGAAGAAAUCCACUUCCAUCAGAAUACAUCCUCAUACAGAAUCGUUGUUGAGGUAUAUAAUGAUCUCCUGGUUCUGCUCCUUUCACUUAGCAUCAGUUCACGUAAGUCUCGCCAGUCCUUUCUGUAUUUAUCUUGCUGGUCAUUUCUUACAGAACAAUAAUAUUCCAUAACAUUCAUAUACCACAAUUUACUCAACCAUUCUCCACUUAGAUAUCCAAUGGAUGUGUCCAGUGUUAGGCUUGACUACCUAUCGAUUACAACCAUUAUAUGACAUUUUAAGGGGAGACAGUGGUUUAAAUUCAUCAUGCCAGCUUACAAAAGAAGCUCAAAGGGUUCUGAGAAAAAUUGAACUGGCUUUAUCCAAUAUGGUUGAAAGAGCUACUCAAAAACCUUUGGAAAUAUAAGUUUUUGCUACAAAAGAGGCACCCACAGCAGUCCUUCAUCAAGGACGCAGUAUGAUAGAGUGGGAUAAGACCUGACAAAAUAUAUACCUUUAUACCAAUGGACAUAUUAAUGUAUACUGUGAAACCAUCCUGGAGUGGAAAAUUUUAUUGGCCACAGCUCCAAAUUUUACACAUGGGUCUUCAUUAAAGAUAACCUGACUAUUACAUAAUUGGCAAUGGAUUCUUGAAGAAAAGGUUUCUAGGGUUCCUCUUAAAGGACCAACUAUCUUUACAGAUGCAUCCAAACAUAACAUUUGUCCUGUAUACUCAUGACUUAACUAUAAAGGGAAUAGUCAGAACUCUUUUUCAGUCCAUUCAACAGAAUGAUUUGUAUGCAAUCAUUCUAGCUCUUACCUACUAUCCAGGAGAUAUAAAUAUAAUAUCUGAUUUGACCUAUUCAGUUGUUAUAGUACAAAGAAUUGCUGCAACCCAAAUAAAAUUUGUAGCUUUUUAAAGGAAUUUCAAGAGCAAGUGAGAAAGUAUCCAGGUAAGAUUUAUAUCUUGCAUGUCCACUCUCAUGAUGGACUUCCAAGUCCUAUUUUUUAAAUGAAAAUUCAAAAGCAGAUAGCCUUCUAUCCAUGUUAGCCAAUCUUCCUUUAUUUCAGGCAGUACAAGAAUCUCAUUCUAAAUAUCAUUAGGCUGCUCAAACUUUAUGUUUGCAAUUUGGGAUAACAAAAGAGGAAGCUAGGAGCAUAGUAAAAGCCUGUACAGCUUGCCUUCCUUUCCAUGCUCCUACACUCCCUCCAGGGAAGAACCCUCAUAGUUUGAGACCCAGUGAAAUUUGGCAAAUGUAUGUGACCCAUUAAAAAUUUUUUUGGUCAUCUGUCUUUUAUCCAUGUUGUAGUAGACACCUUUUCAGGAUUUACUUUUGCAACACCAGCAACAAAAGAGACAACCUGAGUGGUCACUGAAUUUCUUAUGCAAGCUUUUACAAUUAUGGGGGUGCCACAAGCAAUAAAAACAGCUAAUAGACCUGCAUAUACUUCUAAACAUUUUGCACACUUUUAUGCACAAUGUCAGAUUUUAUACAUUGUAGUGUUCUCCUUUUCUAAAAUAUAAUCGUUCUCUGGGAUCAGAUUUCUCAGGGGGCUUCUGGAGGUAGCUUUCAUUUAAGUUCAAAAUAAUAAUCACCUCAAGUGCAGCCAAGAGUUAAAAGUUCAAUCCUUUAUUGUCUCCUUCAAAAUAGCCCAGUUAGCUUUCUUAGAGGACUAUCUUUCUCCUUGGUUCCAAGAGCUGUUGCCACUAGUCUUUUGCCUCUUCCAGCUUCAGCCUCUCCUGAAUCUCCACUCCUGCCUGACUGCAGUCUCUGGCUUCUCAAUCUCCUCCACUGACUCCUCGCUGAGGCUUCAAGAGCUUCUUAUAUAUGAUCUCUUAAAGGUGUGAACUCAAAGGUUGACUCCUUUGAGAGAGUGGGAUUGUGGGUUCCUGACUUGUGAAUCUCGAAUGCUAAUGUGUGAACUAAUGUGUGAACUCUUAAAGGUGUGAACUUAAGUACAUAAGCAUUGUUUCUAUCAAUUCCAGUGAGUUAGCACCUUGUUUCAAAUUCUGGCCCAUAACAAUACACCACUGGCAUAUCUUUUAAUCCUCAAGGACAGGCAAUAGUAGAGAGAAGAAACAGAGACAUCAAGACCCUUCUCCAAAGACAAAAGAAAGAGGGAGCCACAGGUAACCUUAGAGAACUUAUAAAUUUAGCUCUUUAUACAAUUAAUUUUUUGAUUUUUGAUAAAGAUGCACUAGUUCUGGCAGACAGGUUUUAUAACCUGCUGGAAGGGCAGUGUCUAGUGCAAGCAGCUCCACUAUCUUUAGAUAAUCUCCAGGUGAUGUAGAGAGAUCCAGAAAGUGGUGAAUAGAAGAGACCAGAUAGGUUAAAUGCUUGAGGGAGAGGGUUUGCUUGUAUCUCUACAGAUGGAGAAGGAAUCAGAUGGGUGCCAACAGGCUGUAUUUGCCUUGUCCAUCGGAGAGACAUGGAAAAGAUUCUUGAAACAAAGGAAAAGACCCAAGAAACACCAGAUGGUUCAAUCUCUGACAAUGUGUGCCACUAAAAGAACCUGGCAGUUAACCCUAUGUGUAUGGCAAUUGACUCAUGAACAUCAAAAAUUGUUAAUGAGACUUUAAAACCCACAGGAAUCAUUGGUUUCCCUGAGACAUGAUAAGACUAUUGCAGGACUUCAAAACUUGCAGGAAUCAUUAGAGUCCCUGACACAUCAAGUAAUGGAUAGUAGAUUGGUUUUGGACUAUCUUGGCUGCUGAAGCAGGUGUAUGUGUGAUUGUUAUUUAUAUACCCUCCUUCUAGGACUUAUGGACAUGUAUAUUCAUAGUGUUUGUUAUAUCACUAUGCUGAUUCAUGUUGUUUGUUACAUCACUACUAGCCCUACUAGCAUAGUAGGGAUAUACAUACAUACAUCUUACUAUGUGCUUGUAUAAUACCUCCCAUGCUGAUGGAUUUAUGUAUACCUGUUUCAAUUUCAGCCCAGAGAAAACCUGCUAACAAUAUCUGGUUUGACUCCCCAUUUCCCUUUAGUGUUUUCAUCUCCUUUCCUGAGAAGUCAGGGAGGGCGUGACCCUUUGCGUUCUAAAACAAAAGAAAACAGGAGAUGUAGAUGGUUAGAACUCUGAAAAGGUGUACUUAAGAUACUGAUAGCAGGUUGCUUAUAGUUAAGCACCUACUCAGUGUGGUUGAUGAGAUUAAUGAUUCUCUAGUUAAGCACAUAAUGUGAUGUAAUGAUGUAAUCACUCUAGUUAAGCACAUACUUAGUGUGAUAUGGUGAUGGAAUGGCUCUCCUAACAGUUGGUACAUGCUCAGUAAUCAUACUGAAGUAUUUAAGGGCUGGGAAAUACAGACAAGGCCUCAGACACAGAGGAGACACAGAAGAGUCUCAGACACAAACACAGAGAAGAUUCGGGAUUCCAUCUUUGACCAGUCUCAUGAUGGCUCUCCUAACCUUCAUCACUUCUCCCUAAAGACCAAGGCCCAUCCUGAGACCCUCCAGAAAGCUAGUCUGGACAUUACAUGUGGUUUUUAUAAUUUUAAUUUAUUUUAAAAUUUUAUCUUGUAAUGUUUAUUUUUUGUUACUCUGAACUUGAAAAAUAUUAUUAAACAUGAUUCAUACAUUUUUAAAAGUACAGAAAUAAAAGACUGUGUCUGUGAACUUCUUUUGUAUAGAGCUUAGAUUUAAAAAAAAAAAAAAUACCAUAAAUUUAAUGUGUUAAUUUCAAAGCUGUCCUUGUCUUUGUGUCUCUCUGAUUUUUUUUUUUUUAGUUGCCCAAUUAAUUGAUCCAUCACUUGUUUAUGAAAAUGUUUCAAGAUUUAAAAUAUCAGUUAAGGACUGCUUUGGCAGGAUCCCAAAAA